Messenger RNA from Porites lobata, 5734 nucleotides. Lineage: Eukaryota; Metazoa; Cnidaria; Anthozoa; Scleractinia; Poritidae. The record is from the annotation of a GenBank genome assembly.
GGCAUGCAAGCUGCAGAAAUGAAAUCCUCGAACUCCUCAGAAUCUCGUCGACUCCUUGAUUUUCUUCCGUCACUCAGACCAUCGUUCCUUUCUGUUGUAUUAGUUUUUGUCUGCGGAUGUCUCUGGGUGAAGAAUGAGACAACAAUCGAAGGACUGAUAGCGCUGGAAUCUCGCGUUAACCUUUACCCCUGCGUUCAGAGUGUCUCGACUGAAAAUACUGGCAGGAUAUCUCUUUCACCAACAGAGGCUACAGCAAGAGAUCUUUAUAAGAAGGUUCAGCUGACACAUGUAUCCGAAAGGAUCGGUUAUACAUCAGGUAAAAUCUUCGCUUCAGAUGUUAUUUAGGUGAAGAUACAUGUUUAGAACUGAGUUUAUCCCUUUUGAUUUAGGCAUAUAAUCUUUCAUGGUGCGAGUUUGCGCUUGCAUACGCGUAUGGGAUCUUUGGAUAUUUCAUGACAGAAUUGAAUUUUAACUUCAACUAACAAUGUAUUAACCCUUUUGUAAUAUUCUUGCUCUUUUGUAAUACUGCUUAGAUAUUCAUUAAGCCGCCUGUACUGUAAAACAGUAAAGAAUUUUACGGUGUAAAUGAAGUGAAAGUGCCGAACGACUUGCUAACGUACAAGAUACGGCCAGAAAGCUUCAUAUAACAAAAAAUCAUCGCUUAUAUUGUAGACUGGCAGGGGAAGCUCCCUGAGCAUUUUAGGGUGUGCUUCCAGAACGUGCAUGACAGUUUUCCAUAAGAGCUUGUUUAGGGUUGAGCACGUAUGGCGUGACAAAAGGCAAUAGUGCAUAGCAUUUUUUUCCGUUCAUCUGUUUGUUUUAAGAGCUUAGUUCUUGAAGGAAAAGAAUAUUUUUCAGCACUGUGUGAAUCAAAUUGUUAAAAGGGGUAAGGGGUUGGACCUCGGGGUGGAGACUCGGAUUGGGGACAAAUUAAAAAGUUACGGGUUCCAAAGUGUAAACCUUGUUGUUGAACGCAAUCUCUGAAAAGCUUAAUUUUGUGUUAGAAAUGCCAACCUUAUCAUUUAUUCGUUCAUUCAUUUGUUUUCUCCCUUAUUUAUUUUAAAUAUUUAUUAGCAUGGAUAUUUAAAAAUUUCUUAAUUUUACUUACCUGUAGCCAGCCCGUUACCAAAAAAGGCAUCAGCAACCAUCCGGCUAAGAAGGCCAAGACAUGUUUCAAAUGACUCUUCAACUAGCGUCACCAUACAUGAAGUGAGAAAAGAAAUCAGCAAACAGUUUGAACAACUUAUGCCCACCAAGUACUGUAAGUCAAGUGAGAAGGUAUGUCCUGCAGGUCCCCCCGGAUAUCCUGGUCCCAUUGGAGCGAGGGGACCACGUGGCAGGAGGGGACCAAAGGGAAAUAAAGGUCCUCAAGGUCCCAUGGGACUCCCUGGAAAAUCCGGAAAAACAGGAAUAAUUGGUCCUGUAGGACCGAGAGGAGAAAAGGGAAGCAAUGGAGAGCCUGGGCCAAAAGGUAUGCCGGGACCACCUGGAAGGCCUGGAAAAUCGAUAUCUGCUCCACAAGUGAUGUUGUCACCAGCAGAGCAGACACGAGAUGAGGGAGGAAAUACGGCAUUUUAUUGCACGGUUGUAGGAAACCCUUCCCCAGUAAUGGAAUGGCAAUUUAAGGGCACAAAGCUUCUGUCAGGUGCAAAGUAUCUGAUUAAAGAAGGAGAGUUGAUCGUUAGAAAUCUAAAUUACAGCGAUGCUGGACUGUACACAUGUGCUGCCAGGAACAUUCUUGGAUCGUCUGAGGCCACUGGCAACUUGACUGUUCGAGGUAAGAGGAGCAUUUAACUUAGAGUUUAGUUAUAUCUGGCUGCUUGAUUUUGUAGGCUUCUUUGUGCUCAGAGAAUGCGAGAAUACGAGGUUUGAAUAAAAACUGAUGGCACUGUUUUUUAAUCGUGUACUUUUAUCUCUGCUUUCAUUUUUUCUUAUUUCUUAAGCAGUGUAUAACGCCAAACUUUAAAUUUACCUACACAUACCUUAUGCUAAUGAUCAAGGACUAUAGAUUUUGCUUAUUGGCAUUAGGCUAUAGUAGUCACGAGUGUAGUUCAACUUUUAAUCUGAGCCAUACAAACAUAAAGACAUUAAAUAAUGUUAAAGAUAAUAACACACGACGGGAAUAUUUGGACCUUACAUGAACGCGAGGACACACAACACCAUCCUUCUUCUUCUCCCUUUUUAGCUUAGACCAACCGGGGAGGUUACUUAGGUUAAUUUUUUCUGGAUAUGUGCCGCUGGCCUCUCAAAACGCCUACCACAUUAUAUUCUAUGCAUGCUGGUCGAUCAUGUAUUGGCUCUAUUUCAGGUCUUCCAGUCUUCACAAAAGUUCCACCUUCACUUGCCACACAAGUUCAAGGCACUACGUUUCAAGUGACAUGUCAAGCUGACGGAUAUCCUCUCCCCGCGGUAACCUGGACUAGAGCAGCAAUGCCUUUACCUGCUGGAAAGACUACUAUAAACCAAGGCACACUUACCAUUAACAACUUGAGUCCUGCUGACAACGGUUUUUACGACUGCGUAGCUACUAAUAUUAUGGGAACAAAGAAGAAAAUAGUCAACCUAGCAGUACAAGUGCGUUCAGGUUUGUAUUCCAGGCACCGUCCCACUUUGUAUAUACCUGAUUCAAUAAAAGGUUGCUUUGGUAAUUGGGCACUGGGCAUUUGGGCGUACGGAACUCACUGCUAUAUGAUAUUACUUGAGCGUCCACUAAACAACAGCUUCCCAGUGCACAAUUAUACAAUGCCCAAACCAAGAAUCAGGUACCCUUAGAUUAAACGUUCAUUUUAGUAGUGCAAAUCCGUCUUAUCCAGCUUGCGAUCUUGGUAAAACAUCAGAUAAGAGUGUUCAUUAGGAAGGACAGUUUUUCGAAAGUCUAACUUUGCCACUGCGAGAACUAUACGGCUAUACCGAAAUAUAUCGCAGGGUGAUCUAUUUGAAUACUGCUUUUUUUUAAAUUUUUGUUGUUUCUUUGUUUGUUUGUUUACUUAUCAGGCAUUCAAAAGCCAUCUAAUCACUGCUAAAGCCAGACGACAGCUACUAUCAUUGCGACUGUAUGUUGCGCUUACAGAUUAUGCGUGUUUACUAUUAAGAGUUUCAAUGAUCUUAAAUGCUUAAUCUUCCUUAAUAGCGCGCAAAUCACGUACAUGCAUGCAUAAAUGCUUUCUUUAGUCACUUGCAAUGCUACUCUUUUUCUCAAUAAAUUCAGUUAUUUUAACAUUUUAAAAACUUUUUACCUUGUCAUUUUAUGGACUUUGACUUUUAAUACGUAGAUUUUGAAAGCUCAGUCAUUGUGGGAAACAACAGAAAUCACUUGACCUUGUUAAGAAACUGGCUAGCACCUGUGGCAAAAAGCGUGAAUUCUCUCUGGAAGCGCUGUUGGCGUGCAUCCGUGGACGGCUGGGCUGCAAGUACAUUUCACUCCCGAUGUGACGGCAAGGGUCCGACUGUGACAAUAAUAAGGGUCAGGAGAUAUAUUUUUGGAGGAUACACUAGUAUUUCAUGGGGCAAGUGAGCAUUGUAAGCCAUGACAGUGGCAUUUAUACCUUUGGCGUAAUUGGCAUUGAUAUGUUCAGCUAAAACUGCAGCUUGGUACUUAACAGUGUGAAAUCACCUGACUGUACCUUUCUUUAUACAUGGUUAAGCAUUGGCGUACAAAGGUUCUAGGUUAAUAGCUCUAGAUCGUAGCAAUAUGGAGUCAUGUAACUCUACCUUUCAUACAUGGUUAAGUAGUGGCGUACAAAGGUUCCAGGUUACGAGGGGAUAUGGAACCGCAUCUAGAGCUAUUUCCUCAAGGGGCGAGGACCGCCCCUCCUACACUCACAUGGUGUGAAUGAGCGCCCCCCCACCCCUCUUCUCAAGUUCUGGUUCGGCAGAUGAUAAGUGACGCAUUUCUAGCCUGUCAAAACGUACCCAAAUUCCAGGCUAACACUAUAAUAAUAAUAAUUUUUAGGUUAUAAAGUAUCGAUAUUGUUCUGACUUUCUUGCCACCUGCUAUCUUCCGUCCUUCAAUUCCCAUAUUGCAAAAGAAGCAACUAACGUACUUCAUCGCAAGUUUUUGGUGAAAUUCGCAAAUUUUGGCAAAGAAGAAACACGCUUUUUUGACAUGUCCACGUACGUGAUACACCAAGACGAAGGUUCAUUUCACCGAACAAACUUUCGUAAUUUUGCCUGAGCGAAAUGUCGCGAAGAGGAAAAUCUUUUCUUCGGAUUCGAACGAACUUAAUAGACUGAAAUGGGUGACAGAAAUACAUAAUGUUUUAUACCUUUUCAAGGAUAAAAGCUCCUAAAACUCUUUAUUAUCUGUUUCCUUUAUUGUCUUCUUAAUACAGUACCCUUACAAUCGAACGAAAUAUUAAUUUACCAAUAAGUGUAUUGCGACGUGCACCACUUCAUGUAAAAAAGAAGCUUCUAGCUUCGGUAAGUGGUAAAAAGGACAAAAACAGAUAAAUUUGGAGAUUUUCUCCAUAAAGUUAUAUAAGAACAUAUCUUAUUAAUGACUAAUUUUUUUUCCCCGAUCUAUUGCUUGCAAUUGCAAAUCUUUUAAAAUUAACAUAUCCCACAGGCCGACACCUCAGCUUCGGUCAGCUUGCAGCCACAUAAUACUCUCUUCUGAGCGGACGAACCACGCUUGCCAUUAGUGUAGCUGUAUCUUUUACCAAAAUACCUGGACGUAAAUAAUAAUGCAAUAAAAUAAUAUUCAUACUAAUAAUAAUGAUGAUGAUGAUAAUAAUAACAGUAAUAUAACAAUAAUGAUAAUAAUGAUAUUGAUAAUGAUAAUGAUAAUAAUAAAGAAGUCAUAGAAACUGAUAUUGUUUUUGAUAAAUGACGAACGUUACCGAGAAACUCGAUCGAAUUUGUUUUAUGAGAAUAAGAUAUUUCUUGUUUUUAAUUAAUAAUAAUAAUAAUAAAUCAUCAUCGUCAUCAUUAUGACAGGCACAAGGACAAUGUCGCUAACUUGUCUUAGAAAAGUUUUGUUUCAUUUCUUUUAGCUUCUGGUUCCUGGCGGUAUCAAUACGACUCAAAAGCCUUCUUAUUUUCGCUGGUAAACAAGCCAGGAUGGGCGCCUGUCAAAUUGUCUCAGUCAGGGCUAUGUAGUCAUCGCAAAGAAUCGAUAUGCUUUUACUCAUCCUAUGGGCCUACAUUUGGAGGAGGACAUGACAUUAACAUCGAAAACUACGCGUCAUCUAAUAGCAAUUCUUACAGCAACCUUGGCUAUACUUACAGCCCACCGAGCGGACACAGCCACCGUAGCACCUUCGCACGAACAUUUCUGGCAGGAACUUACAAGUUCACACUAGACGAAGUUGAAACCUUUUACGAAACAACCUAAUUAAUAUAAUUCGUGACACCGGCUUUGAUAUUUUAGCUGAGUUGAUUGUACAAGUAGACGCUUAGAGGUGAACGAAUCUACAGCACUAAGCAAGCCCCUUAUAUCUAAAUCAGAACACAAUCAUUACAACGUAUACUACAACAUUUUCCAAACAAACGAAAAAUAGAAUAGUCAAAAAGAGAAAUGAUUUUGAUAUCUACAACUGGUCCAACUGCGCUGAUCUUUUUCACCUGGAUACGAGUCUGGGGGCAGCUAUGCUGUCAUCUGUCAGAAAACAGUUACUUCCUUAUCAUGAGGGCAAAGAAAUCUCAGCUUCCGAGUAAACAAAGUUGAAAAAAAAAGUAGUACAGUGGUAUUUUACUGAACCAGGCUGUCCUCACUGCUUUGUUGCCCAAUGCGAUA